AUGGAGCGACGGAGGAGGGAUCGAGUUGUGCUCAUGAUCAUUGACGCGAUGCGAUCGGAGUUCAUCUAUUCCAACACCUCCAACUUUAAGUUCCUCAGAGAGCAGAUCAGACACGGCGCCGCUAUCGCGUACUCCACGAAAGCACACCCGCCGACUGUCACCUUGCCUAGGAUCAAGUCAAUCAUUACAGGUGCAAUCCCGAGCUUCCUGGACGUAGCAGCGAAUCUCAACUCUCCCGAGCUGAGUGAAGAUAACGUCAUCACUCGGGCAUCGAGAUCAGGAUCGCAGAUCCUCAUGUUCGGUGACGAGACUUGGCUCAGGUUGUUCCCUUCCACCUUCCUCCGCAGUGACGGAACUACCGCCUUCUUCGUGCUCGACACCAAGAUAGUUGAUGAUAACGUGACAAGGCACGUCAUGCCUGAAUUGGACAACAAUGAUUGGGACCUCAUGAUUUUGCACUAUCUCGGGCUAGACCAUGCCGGGCAUUUGGGUGGGACAGACAGUGAAACGAUGCGAUCAAAGCAGCUGGAGAUGGAUGAGCUGGUGAAGGACAUGUGGGAGAAGAUAGACCUCAGCAACAGAAACUCUCAGCCUGGUUCAAAGCCUACCAUCCUGGUUGUUUGCAGCGACCAUGGAAUGAACAGUGGCGGAAAUCAUGGAGGGGCAAGUGAUCCAGAAACAGACGCUACCGCCAUUUUCUUCACGUCGAGGCAUGAUCAGCAUGAUGGUCGACAAGAAGCUUCUGGAGACGAUGCUGAAGCCCUUCAAUUUCCCGUGGUUUGGCAAGUCGACAUGGCUCCGACGCUUGCUUCCCUUCUGAACGUGGAAGUUCCAAUGAACAACAUUGGAAAGAUCAUCCCCACAGUGUUGGAUCACAUGAAUGUUCCUGAUUAUCUUUCGUCUUUGGAGAGGAAUGCUGAGCAAUUGUUUAGAUUAAGUGGAGGGAAUCGUUCGCAGACAAAGAGUCUCACGGACCUAUACAACCAGGCACGCUCUUUGAAAGAUGACUGCUUAAAUGCAAUGAAGCAGGCUAGCAAGGAGACAAUGAAGGUCUCUCAGCUUCGCACAGCAUUCAUUCAAGAUGGUGAACCAGCACAUGUAGAAGAGAAAGAUCCAACAGAAGCUUGUCUGAUUAAGACAGAGCAAGUUUACUUUGAUUAUCUUCAAAAAGUAUGUGAAAGGCUUGAGCAAGAACAGGGUGGAAAGUAUGACAUGGCAGGCAUCACGCUUGCCCUCUUUGUGUUGUUGGCUGCUUCUAUCAACUCUUUGAAUGUCUUCAUACAUGUGCAUAUCAGUGAGGAUUUUCAAUCGCACCAGUCAGCGAAAGAGAUCCAUGGACCUCAGAACAUCAUCUGGGGAACGAUCAGUCGACAUGUGAUCAUCGGGGCUAUCUCUUCCAUUGCAGGCUUGCUCCUUCAUCCAUCCUUCUGCUCUCUCUUUUACAACGACAGAUCAAAACCUUCAGGGGUAUGCGCUGCAACCCUAGAGAAGAAGAUUAUCGUCGGAGUCUCGUAUUUUAUGAUGACAGUCUGUGCUUCUGUUUUCUACUCCUCUUUCCGAACCUUUUCUAGUCAUUUGUUGCGAGGGGUGCGGAUUCUCUGGUACAAGAGCACCUUGACAAGCUCCAAGAAUUUUCCAAACGCCGUCGGGCCGCUUGAUGAGACGCUGGGGCUCGAAACUGUAGUCGCAGUCUUUGGGUCUGCUCUGCAUUUGUUCACUUUAUUCUCGAGUUCCAUGAUUGAGGAGGAGCAUGUGACAUUCUAUUUCUUGACAAGCACACUCUUCCUGUCAAUGGCGAGAAGAACAAUGAAAGUGAAUGCGCGCAUGAAGCAAGGGUUUGAUCAGAUGAGGUCGCUUGUUGGGGCUGUGGUGCUGCUGGUUGUGCUCAGGAUCGCAGGCUCAUGGAAUCAGACUGGUGUGAAGAAUUAUGGGAAAGCGGAUCUGGCCAAGUGGCUACUGAAGCCGGAUCAAAAGAUGCUGCUCGUCGUACUGGGAGGCUUGUCUCUUGUGUUUGUUGUAUCCUGCCACGUUCAUGCCGUCAGAAGUAGUCGGCAGCAGAGCACGGGAUUGAUUUCUAUGGUCCAACUUAUCGCCACUCCGACAUUCAUCUUUGCAUGGUUUCUUUCUUCCUACUUCUCUACCCAAGAGAUUCUCACUGCUCGAGCGAUCUUUCUCGCAAGCUUGCUCGCUUGCAUGAGCGCGACGUACGAGCUGUAUCGCAAUUCUGGGAGGAAAGAGGGCGUUGCGCACAGCCCGCUCUUGAGAUGGUCCACCAAGAUGCUUUUCGGGCUUGCGAUCUUCGUCGUCCCGCUGCACCACUUGCAGAAUUAUCCGCUUCUGGCUGCGAUCUGUCUGCAAUUUUAUGCAGCCAGCAAUGUCUGUAGGAUGUACAUGCGUCAAGAGGAGCAGGCGACGCCUGUGCCUGCACCCAUCGCCUUGCUGGUGAUGUUGGAGUGGAUGGGGAGAUGCGGCUACUUCGCACUUGGGAACAGCAACAGCAUCGCAACCAUCGACGUGAGCAAGGCGUUCACCGGGCUCUCGGAGUACAAUCAGACUAUCUGCGGUAUCUUCACAGCGAUGAUCACCUUCACUGGGCCCCUCCUCAUGUGGUUCGCGACGCUGGCCAUCGUAGCCCAGCUGUUCGGCUCGAGGAGGAGGAUGUCUUGUGCUGUCCUGCUAGCAGCUUCUCUCCACUCAUCGAUGAGGAUUCUCUGCCUGUCCUGCGUCUGCCUCGUUUCAACGAUGUUCAGGAAUCACUUGUUCGUCUGGAGCGUCUUCUCCCCGAAGCUCUUGUAUGAGCUCGUCAUGUCCAUAACCAUGUUGUCUGUACAUUCCGUAUGCGUGAUAUUUACUUGUUCAAUCGAUAUCUUCACAUAA
Guillardia theta CCMP2712 is the source of this 2877-nucleotide messenger RNA. RefSeq lists its product as hypothetical. Gene Ontology annotation, biological process: GPI anchor biosynthetic process. Lineage: Eukaryota; Cryptophyceae; Pyrenomonadales; Geminigeraceae. Bases 1 to 2877 code for a protein of 958 amino acids. Gene Ontology annotation, cellular component: endoplasmic reticulum membrane. The record is from RefSeq and is a predicted model, not a curated record. The transcript is spliced from 7 exons.